AUGGCUGGCAUCGGGCGUUUCCUCUAUUCCCAACUCUUCGUUACACCACCGACGCCUACCGACGACCAGACUGGCAAGACUGUCAUUGUCACAGGCUCCAAUGUCGGUCUUGGGAAGGAGGCCGCACGUCACUUCACCCAGCUCAACGCCUCCACAGUGAUCCUGGCUGUACGCUCUCUUGAAAAAGGUGAAGCAGCACGCAAGGACAUCGAAUCGACCACGGGCCGUAACAAUGUAGUCAGAGUCAUGCAACUCGACAUGUCGUCCUAUCAAUCAGUCCUCGAUUUUGCCGAAAAAGCGAGCAAAGAGUUGGAACGAGUGGAUAUCGCAGUCUUGAACGCCGGCGUAAACCGCGGCGUCUGGGAAGUCUUCGAACAAGACGAAUCAACCAUCACUGUCAACGUCGUUUCCACAUUCUUGUUGGCGUUCGCUCUAUUACCCAAGCUCAAGGAGACGGCAAGCAAGUUCAACACCAGACCCACACUUACGAUUGUGAGCUCCGAGGUGCACGAAUGGACGCCUUUCGAUGAGAGAAAUGCACCGGAUGGCAAACUCUUCGAGAGGUUGAACGAGAAGCUUGUCAAUGGCAAAGAAGUCGGACUCGACAAUCGGUACCAGGUUAGCAAGCUGAUGGAGGUACUGUUCGUCCGCGCAUUCUGCGAGCGAUACCCAGAGUCAAAUAUCCCAGUAACGGUGAACUUCGUCAACCCUGGCUUCUGUCACUCUGAAUUCGGCCGCGAAGGUCCAGGAAUCCUCGCCUUCAUGCGCUUCCUGCUCGCACGUAAGACAGAAGUCGGAUCAAGAACUCUUGUGCAUGCCGGUACUUCAGGUGUUGAGUCCCAUGGAAAGUAUCUCAGUGACUGCAAGAUUACUGAACCAAGCGCCUUCGUUCGGAGUGAUGAGGGCAAGAGGAGUCAGGAGAAGGUUUGGAAAGAGCUGAUAGAGAAGCUGGAGGGUAUCAAAUCUGGAAUCACCAAGAGCUUUUAG
Alternaria atra is the source of this 987-nucleotide messenger RNA. RefSeq lists its product as uncharacterized. NCBI's taxonomy places the organism in Eukaryota, Fungi, Ascomycota, Dothideomycetes, Pleosporales, Pleosporaceae. The transcript is spliced from 2 exons. The record is from RefSeq and is a predicted model, not a curated record. Bases 1 to 987 code for a protein of 328 amino acids.